AUGUCAUCUGAGUUGGGAGAAAGUAGUCGAGGUGAAAUAGGCCUCCCUCAGUUGGAGGCGGGGGACCUGUCUGAGGGGGAGGGUGGGGGACCAGCUCACCCCUUGGUGGAUGUGCCUGGAGCGGGCUCAGGGUGCGACGUGGGUGGAGGAGCUGGUCUGCCACAGAUCCAGGAUGGAGCUGUUAAUGGGGCUGGGAAUGGGAAUGAGGGGGCAGUUACACUGCCAGCAGUGGAGAGAGAAACCUGGACCAGACAGAUGGAUUUCAUCAUGUCCUGCGUGGGAUUUGCUGUAGGCUUGGGCAACGUGUGGCGCUUCCCUUACCUUUGCUACAAAAAUGGAGGAGGUGUGUUCCUCAUCCCCUACCUGCUGAUAGUGUUCAUUGGGGGCAUCCCUGUCUUCUUCCUGGAAAUCGCUUUGGGACAGUUUAUGAAACAGGGAGGGCUUGCCGCCUGGAACAUUGCACCUCUUUUCAAAGGUUUGGGUUUGGCCUCAAUGGUGAUUGUGUUCUUCUGUAACACCUACUACAUUAUGAUUCUGGUGUGGGGUCUCUACUUUCUCUACCACUCUUUCAACGACCCACUACCGUGGGCCACCUGUGGACACCCUUGGAACACCCCUAACUGUAGAGAGGACUUCAGCCGCAUCUGCCACAACGACAGUGCUGUUCAGACGACCAAACUCAUUACCUCUGUGCCGCCAUGGAACGUGUCAACGACUAUGUUAUUCCGCAACAACAGCUGCAUGGAAACAGAAGGCAUGCGCUCCCCUGUCAUCGAGUUCUGGGAACGCAAAGUUCUCCGUCUGUCAAGGGGCCUUGAUGAACCUGGUGACAUCAGCUAUGAGAUGGUACUGUGUCUUCUCGCCACCUGGGUCAUUGUUUACUUCUGCAUAUGGAAAGGAGUUAAAUCUACAGGCAAAAUUGUAUACUUCACAGCUCUGUUCCCUUAUGUGGUUAUGGUUGUACUACUGGCCCAUGGUUUCACCCUACCUGGAGCAAUGGAUGGGAUUAUAUACUACCUGAAACCAGAUUGGUCAAAACUCGGAGAAGCGCAGGUGUGGAUUGAUGCUAGUACCCAGAUAUUCUUCUCCUAUGCCAUCGGACUGGGUGCCUUGACUGCACUUGGCAGCUACAACCGCUUCAACAACAACUGUUACCAGGAUGCUUUUGUGCUGGCACUCAUUAACAGUGGAACCAGCUUCUUUGCAGGCUUUGUUGUAUUCUCUGUGUUGGGUUUCAUGGCAGCAGAGCAAGGUGUGGACAUCAGUAAGGUUGCCGAGAGUGGACCUGGCCUGGCGUUUAUAGCUUACCCGAAGGCUGUGACCUUGAUGCCUGUUGCACCACUCUGGGCAGCGCUCUUCUUCUUUAUGUUGCUUGUAUUGGGUCUGGACAGUCAGUUUGUCGGAGUAGAGGGCCUGAUAACUGGAAUCAUGGACAUGCUUCCUCCCAAGUCUGCCCUGGGCUCCUUGCGGCGAGAAGUUGUAGCAGCCAUCUGCUGCGUCAUCUGCUUCUUCAUUGACUUGUCCUUCGUCACAGAGGGAGGCAUGUAUGUCUUCCAGUUGUUUGACUACUAUUCUGCCAGUGGCAUCACUCUGCUGUGGCAAGCUUUCUGGGAGUGUGUGGUGAUUGCUUGGGUCUAUGGCGCGGACCGUUUCAUGGAUGAUGUGGCUCGCAUGAUUGGCUAUCAUCCCCUUCCCUACAUGAAGUGGUGUUGGUCCUACGUCACACCCCUCCUCUGCAUGGGAGUGUUCUUCUUCCAUGUGGUGAACUAUAAACCAUUAACAUACAACAAUGUGUACACAUACCCCUUGUGGGGUGAAUUGUUUGGCUGGGUAUUAGCCCUGUCCUCCAUGCUUUGUAUCCCACUCACUGUUGUCUACAAGUUGCUGCGCUGCAAAGGACCGCUGUGUGAGCGCUGGCAGCACCUGACCACCCCAGUUUGGGGCAGACAUCACCUGGAGUACCUUGCCCCAGAGAGCGAGGCCAAACUACUGCCUCUUGCAGGAUGCAAGAAUGACCAUCUCUUCGAAAGUGCCGUCUGA
Nerophis lumbriciformis (worm pipefish) is the source of this 2040-nucleotide messenger RNA. Lineage: Eukaryota; Metazoa; Chordata; Actinopteri; Syngnathiformes; Syngnathidae. The record is from RefSeq and is a predicted model, not a curated record.